Molecule: messenger RNA, 7158 nt
Organism: Daldinia loculata
Lineage: Eukaryota; Fungi; Ascomycota; Sordariomycetes; Xylariales; Hypoxylaceae
Product: Sec63-domain-containing protein
Exons: 3
Coding region: 341-7003 (2220 amino acids)
Cellular component (GO): nucleus
Molecular function (GO): ATP binding; nucleic acid binding; ATP hydrolysis activity
Source: RefSeq, a predicted model, not a curated record
GUUCAUUGGUUCAUCUCUUAAUCUACGCCCCGCUCUUGCUUAAAAGACGGUACGAUACGAACGCGAAAAGAUCUAGCUUCAUAAAUUUCCCAUCCAAGGCGAAUUGGCAACAUUUCUCUUACUUGAGCUAGCCAAGGAGCAUCGAAACUUAAUAUAACGGGAUUCUAGGACUCAAUAAAAAGCCCAUUUAUUCUGCAUAGCAUAUUCUAAAUGCUACAUCUGCAGACACGCGCGGCGCCCUUGUCCAUUUGAUGAAAUUGGACCUGCCGAUACUCGUCUUCCUGCCACCCUAUAGUAUUGCCGUCAACAAGCAAGCUCUUCAACACGAACUACCCCCAAGAUGGCGGACCACCAUCGAGAUGUGUCGCAGUACAAGUACUCGGCUAUGUCCAAUCUGGUUCUCCAGGCGGACAGACGGUUUGUUACGCGACGAACCGACGAGGCUACUGGCGACCCCGAGUCUCUUGCAGGUCGUCUGAGAAUCAACGACAUGGGCUCCAGAGUCGCGCGCGACGCUGCACCCAAACAGAAGAAGGCCACAGGCUUGCAAGAUAUCGAAAGGGGGGACGUGCAAGAAGGCAAAGAUAUCCUAGCCCGCGAACAAAGAAAGGGUAAAGGUGACCCGUCGCAGAUGAGAGGAACUGGUAUCCUCGGGCAGACAGAUCUGCUAGUCGAAGGCCUCAGAUACCGACCGCGUAUACCGGCCACCCGUGCCACCUAUGACCUCAUAUUAAAUGUUGUAAGGAGUAAUUUGGGUGAUGUAUCCCAUGAGAUUGUUUUGAGUGCAGCAGACGCUGUCUUAGAAUAUCUUAAAGAUGAGGAUAUGAAGGACUUCGACAAGAAGAAGGAAAUCGACGACCUAUUAGGUGCGACUUUAAAUCCUAAGCAGUUCAACGAGUUGGUCAACCUCGGAAAGAAAAUUACAGAUUAUGAUACCCAAAAUGACGACGAAGAUAUGGAUACAGGAACAGGUGCUGCCGAAGGUGAUGAAGAACUUGACGAACGUCAGGGUGUCGCCGUUGUCUUCGAUGAUGAAGAGGAGGACGAAGAAGCAGCCUUGGUCAACGAAAUCAGAGACGACUCUUCAGAUGAUGAAGCAGUCUUCGAUAAAGAUGAGCAGGACUUGGCUGGUCUAGAGGAACAGGCGCCGGCUGGAGGCGCCGGAGAAGACCGAGAUCAUGAAGAGGCGGGCUUGGCCGAUGGUGAGGAAAUGGUAAUUGAUUCUGGUCUGCCUGAUACUAAACGCGGAGGGUCUUCUAAGGAGAAAAACUACAUCCCUGCGCGCCAGAUUGACGCCUACUGGUUACAAAGGGAGAUUGGAAAUAUUUACACCGAUGAUCACAUUCGCCACGAGAAGACCGCUCAAGCUUUACAUAUCCUUUCCGGAGAGCCUGACGAGCCCGGCGGGGACGAGAAGCAGCUGAGAGAGAUCGAAAACGAGUUGAUGGAGCUUCUCGACUACGAACAUCAUGAGGUUGUUCAGAAGUUUAUCGAGAACCGAGAAAAGAUUGUAUGGCUCACGCGUUUAGCCAAGGCAGAGGGUGAUGAGGAAAGAGGUGUUAUCGAGCGGGAGAUGGCUUCCGAAGGCGUCAGAUGGAUCCUGGAUGAGCUUCGAGGCAAAAAGCCUGGUGAUGUUGCGAAGAAGAUGGAGAUUAAGAUGGACAUUGAUGUGCCAACAUCGUUUAGCACAGCGCCAAAGGCUGAGCGAGCGGAAGGUCAACUGGUCGGUGGACUUCAACCACGGAAGUUUAUCAAUCUCGAAAAUCUCAUAUUCGACCAAGGCAACCAUCUUAUGACAAAUCCCAAAGUUAGACUCCCCGAAGGCUCGACCAAGCGAACCUUCAAAGGCUAUGAGGAGAUCCACGUCCCCCCACCUAAGAAACGGAACCAGGCAGAUGAAACCAAUAUCCCCAUCACCGAUAUACCCGAAUGGACACGUGUGCCUUUCAGUUCAGCUAAAUCCCUGAAUAAAAUUCAGACCAUGUGCUACCCGACCGCGUUCGAAGACGAUGGGAAUAUGCUUAUCUGCGCACCGACUGGCAGUGGUAAAACGAACGUAGCUAUGCUAACUAUUCUACGGGAGCUUGGGAAGCACAGGGAUCCGCGGACGGGAGAUAUUGACUUGGAUGCCUUUAAGAUUGUAUACAUUGCGCCUUUAAAGGCUCUAGUCCAGGAGGUCGUUGGAAACUUUGGCGCACGCCUCAAACCAUAUGGCAUUACGGUAGCCGAGUUGACUGGUGAUCGCCAGCUAACCAAGCAGCAAAUCUCCGAGACGCAGAUAAUUGUUACAACCCCCGAGAAGUGGGAUGUCAUCACACGAAAGGCCACAGAUCUAACAUACACCAAUCUCGUGCGACUGAUUAUUAUCGACGAGAUUCACCUUCUACACGACGAUCGUGGACCCGUUAUCGAGAGCAUCGUCAGCAGGACCAUCAGAAAGACAGAGCAAACUGGGGACCCUGUUAGGCUCAUCGGCUUGUCUGCUACUUUACCUAACUACAGAGAUGUGGCUAGCUUCCUUCGUGUAGACCCUGUUAAGGGACUUUUCCACUUCGAUGGCUCCUACAGACCGUGUCCUUUGAGACAGGAGUUUAUCGGGGUUACUGAGAAAAAGGCCAUUAAACAGCUCAAGACGAUGAACGAUAUUACAUAUAAUAAAGUCAUCGAGCACGUGGGUACUCACCGAAACCAGAUGCUCAUUUUUGUCCACUCUCGAAAGGAAACUGCGAAGACCGCCAAGUAUAUUCGGGAUAAAGCUCUCGAGAUGGAGACCAUCAAUCAAAUCCUGAAGCAUGAUUCAGGCUCGAGGGAAGCUCUGAGUGAGAUUGUUAACGAUAUCUCGGAUGCCGACUUGAAGGACCUUAUCCCCUAUGGAUUCGGUAUUCACCAUGCCGGUAUGAGUCGUAUCGACCGAUCCGAAGUCGAGGGUCUUUUCUCUGCCGGUCUAAUUCAGGUCCUUGUUUGUACGGCUACUCUUGCUUGGGGUGUCAACCUGCCAGCACAUACCGUCAUCAUCAAGGGCACGCAGGUCUAUUCCCCGGAGAAAGGUAGUUGGGUGGAGUUAAGCCCGCAGGACGUCCUACAGAUGUUGGGUCGUGCUGGGCGACCCCAGUAUGAUACAUACGGUGAGGGCAUUAUAAUUACGUCCCAAGGUGAAAUGCAGUACUAUCUGUCGUUACUCAACCAACAGCUACCAAUCGAGAGUCAGUUGGCUAGUAAGCUUGUCGAUAACCUCAAUGCAGAAAUCGUCUUGGGCAAUGUCCGAAGUCGUGAUGAAGGAGUAGAAUGGUUGGGGUACACCUAUCUCUUCGUUCGAAUGCUAAGAUCGCCUGGCCUUUACAGCGUCGGAGCCGACUACGAGGAUGACGAGGCCUUAGAACAAAAGCGAGUUGAUCUUAUACACUCAGCAGCCACUGUGCUAAAGAAGUCUAAUCUAAUCACCUAUGAUGAGAAGACUGGGAAGGUUAAGGCAACUGAGCUUGGAAGAAUAGCAUCCCACUACUACAUUACCUACGGGUCGAUGGAUACCUACAACAAGCUAAUUCAGCCUUCGAUCACAACAAUUGAGCUUUUCCGAGUAUUUGCUCUCAGUGCUGAGUUUAAGUAUAUACCUGUCCGCCAAGAUGAGAAGUUAGAACUGGCGAAGAUUUUAGCUCGGGUACCAAUUCCCGUGAAGGAAAGCAUCGAGGAGCCACACUGCAAGAUUAAUGUCUUGUUACAGGCGUAUAUCAGCCGUCUCAAGCUUGAAGGUCUAGCUCUCAUGGCCGAUAUGGUCUACGUUACGCAAUCUGCUGGUCGUAUCCUUCGCGCUAUUUUUGAAAUUACUCUUCAAAAAGGCUGGUCCAACGUUGCAAAAACAGCCCUGGAUUUGUGUAAAAUGGCAGAGAAGAGGAUGUGGCUAACCAUGACGCCUCUACGGCAAUUCCCUCGGUGUUCUCGUGAUAUCAUAGCCAAAGCUGACAGAUUAGAUAUCCCGUGGAGCAGCUAUUUCGACCUCGACCCUCCCCGGAUGGGGGAGCUGCUUGGAAUGCCGAAAGCAGGGCGUAUUGUCUGUGAUCUAGUAUCUAAAUUCCCGCGGGUUGAGAUCCAAGCGCAGGCUCAGCCGAUGACCCGUUCCAUGCUUCGAGUUGAACUGUCUAUUACACCCAACUUCCAAUGGGAUGACGAAGUACAUGGGUCGGCAGAGCUCUUCUGGAUCAUCGUCGAAGAUUGUGAUGGCGAAGAUAUUUUAUUCUAUGACCAAUUCCUCUUGCGCAAGGACUAUGCUAUGUCGGAAUCGAACGAGCACUUAGUCGACUUUACAGUCCCCAUCACCGAUCCUAUGCCACCUAAUUACUUCAUUUCUGUCAUUUCUGAUAGAUGGUUGCAAUCGGAGACGAAGUUGGCUGUCUCCUUUCAAAAGCUUAUUUUGCCUGAGAAAUUCCCGCCCCAUACCCAACUUCUAGACCUGCAGCCUCUCCCAGUCGCUGCGUUGAAGGCGAAGGACUUUUCCAACUUGUACGAGUCUUGGAACUACUUUAACAAAAUCCAGACGCAGACUUUUAAUUCCCUUUAUACGACGGAUGACAACGUCUUGAUCGGUGCCCCAACCGGUAGUGGGAAAACUGUCUGCGCCGAGUUCGCCCUUUUGCGCCUAUGGUCGAAACCAGAGAUUGGCCGCGCUGUAUACAUCGCGCCGUUUCAAGAAAUCGUCGACAUUAGAUAUCAGGACUGGAGCAAGCGACUUAGUCAUCUACGUGGCGGUAAGGAGAUCGUUAAACUUACUGGAGAAACGGCGACAGAUCUAAAGUUGCUCGAGAAGGGAGAUCUCAUCCUAGCUACGCCAACGCAGUGGGAUGUUCUCUCUAGGCAGUGGCAGAGACGCAAGAAUAUUCUUACGGUUGAACUAUUCAUUGCCGAUGAGCUUCAUCUGCUCGGCGGUCCGCUAGGGUAUAUUUACGAGAUCAUAGUAUCUCGCAUGCACUAUAUUCGUACCACUGCUCAACUAGCAAUGAGGAUCGUUGGGUUGAGCGUUUCACUUGCGAAUUCUCGGGACAUUGGCGAAUGGAUUGACGCUAAGAAGAAGGAUGUAUACAAUUUCAGUCCUCAUGUCCGCCCCGUACCCCUCGAGCUACGCAUCCAAUCUUUCUCCAUUCCUCAUUUCCCAUCACUUAUGCUUGCUAUGGCCAAACCAGCAUACCUUGCGAUCACUGAGUUGUCAUCCGAUCAACCGGCUCUGGUUUUUGUGCCGAGCAGGAAGCAAACGAGGUCAAGUGCUCGUGACAUUCUUGCAGCCUGCCUAGCGGAAGAUGACGAAGACAGGUUUUUGCAUGUGGACAUUGAUCAGCUUCGCCCGCUCUUGGAGCGUAUUCACGAGGAGGCUUUGGCCGAAGCUCUAUCGCACGGUGUUGGAUACUACCAUGAAGCUCUCAGCCAGAGUGAUAAGCGUAUUGUUCUCCACCUAUACAAACAAGGUGCAAUCCAGGUCUUAGUCGCAUCUCGUGACGUGUGCUGGGAGCUGGACUGCACUGCACACCUGGUAGUGGUAAUGGGUACUCAGUAUUUCGAGGGCCGGGAGCACCGUUACGUCGAUUACCAGUUGAGCGAAGUGCUGCAGAUGUUCGGAAAAGCUUUACGACCAUCUCGAGACGGUCGUAGUAGGGGCGUCCUCAUGGUUCCGGCUGUCAAGAGAGAAUACUUCAAGAAGUUCCUAAACGAAGCCCUUCCAGUUGAGUCGCACCUUCACAAUUUUAUGCACGACGCUUUCGUUACCGAGGUCAGCACGAAGAUGAUCGAGUCAGCAGAUGACGCUAUCAACUGGACGACGUUUACGUAUUUCUACCGUCGACUUCUAGCGAACCCGAGUUACUACAGUUUAACGAGUCCGACGCAUGAUGGCCUGAGCAGCUACCUUUCUGACUUAGUUGAGACUACGCUAAAGGAGCUCACCGAGUCUAAGAUCAUCGACUUCGAUGAAGAUGACGGCUCGGUCGCCCCUCAGAAUGCGGCUAUGAUUGCGGCAUACUAUAACAUCUCAUACAUCACAAUGCAGACGUUCCUGCUUUCAUUGACUGCGAGAACGAAGCUCAAGGGUAUACUAGAAAUCGUAACGUCGGCUACAGAAUUUGAGUCGAUCCAGAUCCGUCGGCAUGAAGACAACCUGCUUCGACGAAUCUACGACAGGGUCCCAGUCAAAAUGUCCGAACCAGCAUAUGACUCGCCGCAUUUCAAGGCGUUCGUGUUACUACAAGCACACUUUUCCCGAAUGCAACUUCCUAUCGAUCUAGCUAAGGACCAAGAAGUAAUUAUAUCGAAGGUAUUAAGUCUCCUCAGCGCGACAGUUGACGUUCUGUCGUCGGACGGGCAUCUAAAUGCCAUGAAUGCCAUGGAAAUGUCGCAGAUGGUGGUCCAAGCCAUGUGGGACCGUGACAGUCCUUUGAAACAAAUUCCUCAUUUUACGCCCGAGGUAGUAAAGGUGGCGAACGAGUUUGGAAUUAAUGACAUUUUCGAUUUCAUGGAAGCAAUGAACCCCGAAGAGAAUGCCAAUUAUGGUACUCUUAUCAAACGCCUGGGUUUGUCGCAGGCCCAGUUAGGCCAGGCGGCGGCUUUCACAAACAAUAAAUACCCUGAUAUCUCACUUGAGUUCGAGCUCAUAGAUGAGGAUAGCAUUCGUGCUGGAGAGCCGGCGUACAUGAACGUCCAGAUCGACCGCGAGGUUGAAGAGGACGGAGAGGUUGACACGACAGUCCACGCUCCAUUCUACCCCACCAAGAAGGUGGAGAACUGGUGGCUGGUCGUUGGAGAGGAGAGCACAAAGAUGCUGCUGGCUAUCAGGCGAGUCACGAUUGGCCGACAACUCAAGACUAAGUUGGAGUACACAGUCCCGACACCGGGCAAGCAUGAUCUGAAGCUAUUCUUAAUGAGUGACAGCUACGUCGGUGUGGAUCAGGAGCCAACGUUUUCCGUCACGGUCGCGGAGGGCAUGGAUGUGGAUUCGGAUGAGGAGGAGGAAGAUGAUGAAUAGAAACCUCGUGAUGUCCCUGUGGAACUUACCAUGCGUGAGAUCAGAUCCAUCUGCUGUACGAAAAGCUUACUGUACAUAUAGAAAACCAUUCAAAGGCGAUUAAAGGGUUCCCUGGUGAAUUAUCUUGGAAAUAGGGAUAUAUAUCAAAACUUUUA